This is a messenger RNA of Pyricularia grisea, 1538 nucleotides long. RefSeq lists its product as uncharacterized. Gene Ontology annotation, molecular function: hydrolase activity, hydrolyzing O-glycosyl compounds. Bases 292 to 1377 code for a protein of 361 amino acids. Gene Ontology annotation, biological process: carbohydrate metabolic process. NCBI's taxonomy places the organism in Eukaryota, Fungi, Ascomycota, Sordariomycetes, Magnaporthales, Pyriculariaceae. The transcript has 2 exons. The record is from RefSeq and is a predicted model, not a curated record.
CUGAUUCACUGACUGAUUCACUGACUGAUUCACUGACUGAUUCACUGGCUGACUGACUGACUAACUGACUGACAGGCUGGCUGGAGAUAGAUACCUAUAAAACAGGACCCAGCAGUCCGAUUGUCAUGUCUGUUCAAGUCUUGGAAUCAACCAGGCCUUUCUCCGGUUUCCAGUCUUUCGUUUUUUGGAGUCAACCAGGCCUUCUUUUUUCUGGUUUCCAGUCCUUCGUUCAAUUUUCUUUUUGUUCCGAACUCACAAAGACCAAGACAAAUACAAAUAAAUAUUCUCAUCAUGACUCAACGAAACCAAUUUUCCCUCCGAGCCGUGCUCACCGGACUUUUGGUGGCACCAGCUUGCGUGACCGCCGCCCCGAAUGGCACCCUCCACCUUCUGGCCAAGGCGGCGGGCAAACUUUACUUUGGGACUGCGAUCGAUAACCCCGAAAUCCUUGAUCAAAGUUACCGGGCAGUUGUCAGCGAUGCGUCGGAUUUUGGACAAAUUACAGUGGGAAACACGCAAAAGUGGCAGUACACCGAGCCUCAGCAAAAUCAGUUCGACUUCUCAGCUGGAGAUGUCCUUGUCGAUUUUGCCCAGUCCAACAAGCAACUUCUUCGCUGCCACACCCUUGUCUGGUACAAUCAGCUUGCUCCAUGGGUGUCAUCGGGAAAUUGGGACCGCGACUCGCUCACACGCGUCAUCCAAACGCACAUCAGCAACUUGGCGGGACAUUACAAGGGCAGAUGCUAUGCUUGGGACGUGGUCAACGAGGCGCUGAAUGACGACGGAACCUACCGAGACUCGGUGUUCCACCGCGUUUUGGGCACGGAUUACAUCCCCAUCGCCUUCAAGGCCGCCGCACUUGCCGACCCGGACGCCAAACUUUACUACAAUGACUACAAUAUCGAGCAGGCUGGUGUCAAACAACAGGCGGCGCUCAAGAUUGUUGAUCUGAUCAAAAGCAGUGGCGCCACUAUCCAUGGCGUUGGCCUUCAGGGUCAUUUUGUUGUCGGUGGGACGGGCAGCAAGGAAUCUCUUGCUUCGGUCCUCAACUGUUUCGUCGCCAAGGAUGUCGACGUCGCUUACACCGAAAUAGAUAUCCGCCACUCGACCCUUCCGGCAGACGCACAAGCCCAACAGCGCCAGGCAGACGACUACGCCUCCGUGGUCGGUGCUUGUUUGUCGGUGCAGCGCUGCGUCGGCAUCACAGUCUGGGGUGCAUCCGACGCCCACAGCUGGAUUCCGAGUACCUUCCCUGGCGCAGGUGACGCCACGCUGCUAGACAAAAACAUGAACCCCAAGCCGGCAUACAACAGGGUCCGAGAUGUGUUGGCUGCUGCCGGUCGUGGCAGGAAGCGAUCUCCGAGAGUCGCUUUCUGAACCUUUCGCAACAGAGAAGAGAGAUACGUGGACUACCUGGGGUUUGUAACACGGUAGACACGUCAGGUUCUUUUUCUUCUUUUUUUUGUUUUGUUUAGUUUUUGGCUCGCCACAAGGUGCGAUAGCUCUGUCUGCCGGCGGACCUUUUUAUUCCCCCCCCC